UAUAAAAUGCUGCAAAAAAAAGAGAGAAAAAGAAAAAAAUUCAGAGACAAAAAUCGAGCCUUGUAUUUGUAUCCCUGAAUUUUGCUCUUUAGAUUGGUUCCGAUUAUCUAUAAAUUCUGGUUUGUCGAAGUUGGUGAGCUCAACAGAGUCGAGUUACGAAGAAUUGGAGAACGGUCUCUGCGUGGGUUUCAGAAGAGAAGAGACGUGAGGAAAUGUGGGGAUUUGGGGGAAGUUAUUAUUGGGGGAGAAGGGAAAAAAAAAGGGAAGGGAUAGUGGUGGUAUUUGCUUGGAUGUCGAGCCAAGAGAAGCAUGUGAAGAGCUACGUAGACCUCUAUUCGUCGCUUGGCUGGGAUUCACUUGUUUGUCACUCCCAAUUCCUCAAUAUGUUCUUUCCUGAGAAGGCUGAAGCUUUAGCAUUUGAUAUCCUCAACAUACUUACUGAGGAGCUAAAAAUUAAGUCAUGCCCUCUAGUCUUUGCAUCCUUUUCUGGAGGUCCAAAGGCCUGUAUGUACAAGGUUCUUCAGAUUAUUGAGGGAAAGUGUAAAUUACAACUGAAUUUGGAUGACUGCCGACUGGUUAGGGACUGUAUUUCGGGCUAUAUCUAUGAUUCUAGUCCAGUGGAUUUUACAAGUGAUCUGGGGAGACGAUUUCUUGUUCACCCAUCUGUUCUUAAAAUCUCCCAUACACCAAGAGUUUUAUCAUGGAUGGUAAAUGUCAUUAGUGAUGGUUUGGAUGCAGUCUUCCUCAACAGAUUUGAAUCAUUGCGAGCUGAGUAUUGGCAGACUUUGUACUCUUCUGUUAGCAUGGGGGCCCCAUAUCUUAUUUUGUGUUCAGAGAGUGAUGAGCUUGCUUCAUAUCAAGUUAUUUGCAAUUUCACUCAAAGACUUCAAGAACUUGGGGGUGACGUAAAACUUGUGAAGAUGAGUGGCUCUCCUCAUGUAGGUCACUAUCGGGUUUAUCCAAUUGAUUAUAAGGCUGCAGUGACUGAGCUCCUUGGCAAGGCAGCUGCAGUAUAUUCCCAAAGAACUCAACGACUUGGAGGAGAAAGAUUGGUUGUAGAAGGCACGCAUGAUGAGGUCUCUGAACCAAUUGGUGACCUGCGGAAAGCAGUUGCCAGUCCAAACAAAAGCUUCUUGGGAGUUCCUAUCCAACCGAGUGACCAUUUCUGCAUGCCAAGUUCAGUGGGUUAUCAUGAGGGUAGAGAUGUUGGUUCUUUGCAAGACGAACAUAAGGAAGGCGUGAUUCAUUUGCAUAGCCCACCAAGUAUUAAUGCUCAUGGAGUUCUUGGUCAAAUCCUUUUUGAUGUGUGCGUUCCAAAGAACGUUGAAGAUUGGGAUGUAAGGUCAUCAACAUCCUUGAGUAGUCGACAAUAUACUUCUACUCGGAGGCAUGCUCCAUUUAAUCCGAUCAAAUGUAUACGUCGUUCAAGAUUGUAAAAUCUCUCACUACUAUCUUAUGAAGGCUGAUAAGUAUGUGAAUAUGCGGGAUUUGUACCUGAUUUGAAGACUUGGCUUGGAAGAUAAAGAGGAAAUAACUUGUUGAAAGCUAACAUGAAAUUCCUAUAAUAAUAAAUGUGGUAGACAAAGGAACUUGAGAUAUGAAAUUUGUAAUAAUUGAUGUUUUGUAGGACAAUAAGGGUAUCGUCGCCUGCCACUAAUCUGGCUGGUGUCCCCUCUUCGAACGAAAUGUACAGUGCUGUCAAAGUUUUUGCUUGAUAUGAAGUAUGCUAAAGAUCCAUUGCA
This is a messenger RNA of Hevea brasiliensis (rubber tree), 1742 nucleotides long. RefSeq lists its product as uncharacterized. NCBI's taxonomy places the organism in Eukaryota, Viridiplantae, Streptophyta, Magnoliopsida, Malpighiales, Euphorbiaceae. The transcript is spliced from 7 exons. The record is from RefSeq and is a predicted model, not a curated record. The coding region runs from base 213 to 1436 and encodes 407 amino acids.